This is a messenger RNA of Zeugodacus cucurbitae (melon fly), 7282 nucleotides long. RefSeq names its product dopamine D2-like receptor (gene Dop2R). Bases 1371 to 3953 code for a protein of 860 amino acids. The record is from RefSeq and is a predicted model, not a curated record. Gene Ontology annotation, cellular component: membrane. The transcript is spliced from 11 exons. NCBI's taxonomy places the organism in Eukaryota, Metazoa, Arthropoda, Insecta, Diptera, Tephritidae. Gene Ontology annotation, molecular function: G protein-coupled receptor activity; dopamine neurotransmitter receptor activity, coupled via Gi/Go. Gene Ontology annotation, biological process: adenylate cyclase-activating adrenergic receptor signaling pathway.
UCUGGAUGUGUUCGCACGUUUUUACGGCAUGCAAAUAACCCCUGGUUUGUGAGAAUUUCGCGACGCGUUGCCACAAAAUAAACCAAAUCAAGUAAAUAGCUUAACAAUUUGGCUACCGAAGGGUGGCGUCGUUCUAGUAGACGUGUGUGCAAGGGGUGAACCCAAUUGUACGGUGACAGGUGUUUGAAAUAGUGUUUACAAUUGAAUGAAAUAUGAAAUUAAAUAAUUCCAUAUAAAAACAAAAUCAACGCAAAGUGAUUUAUAUGAUUCGAGCGUAGAUUUCAAACGCAGUGAUGCUAAGUGUGCUCUUUAAGUGGUUAUUUGUGAGUACAUUGAUUUGCCGCCUGCGACGAAUGCUGAUUUGGCGCUGAAGAACCAGUGAUUUUCGUGAGUGCAGUGCCAACUAAGCUGUGACAGUAACGGCGGAGACAGAGUCUGUCAUUAACUUGGAAAUAAAAAAAAAUCAUCUAAGAAGUAUUACGGUGAAAAUAAUAAGUAGCAAAGUUACAUACAUAUACUAUAUGUAUGUAUGCAAAUAGUGAAAAUGUUUAUUUGCCUGAAUUCAGUCAAGGUUGAAAAUACAACGUCCCAACGUUAAAGGGGAGGUACGCAAAGUACUCAGCGCUGCAUUCUAGUGCACAUGCUUUUAGCUUGCCGGGUCACCAUCAGGGAAGUAAAUGGCGGAACUGCUGAAGUGAUGAAUGUAUAAAACUCAUUACCGUAGAACCAAUGACCAGGCCCAAUCAUGCAUAUCGGAGUGCAGAAUCUAAUUAAUAUUGUCGGUCGGUGCAUCACAUGUGCAAACAACAAUAACAACAUAAAGAGCGGCAAGCACGAGCGCGCCGUUAAGUGUACAUUGAGUGUGCUUUAAUUAUACCUCUCCAACACUGUGCUGCCUGCCGAGCCAACGGAACCAAGUACACGCUGCGGAUAACCGCCGGAAGAAGUUAGGGCGGAUGAGGGGUGCAGCUGCAAUGUGCUAUGUAUUUUCCAGUUUAUGCGGCACAAUGACCGACUUGAUACGGAUACUACUUCCAUUAAGGGCCGCACAAAUUAGCCCGUUGAAGCAACUGACGGCUUAAAUGCACUUUGGAUCGGGCUUUCGUUCCCGUCUUCAAUACCGAGAAGUGAAUUGUUUAUAUAAAAAUCGCAUACAAUUGAUUAGCGGCGGCGUUCGAUGAAAUUUUAUAAGACACUUUCUUCCGGACGUAAGCGGCGGCGUAAUUUAUAUUUGAAAUUUGUCUAACGUUUUAAAACAGAGAACGGUCAGUUUAACCUCGUUCGGCAUCAGGCGGCAAGCUGAUUUACUGAGCGUGCGCACAUAAAUAACAGCAAAAACAAAUAGGUAACAGUAACUGCUGUAUAGGAAGAUGGUAUCGUUGGCGGAAAUUAACACCACAGCUGCGAUGACGCCGAGCGACCGCAGCGACCCAGUGUCGGAUGACUACUUCCGGCUGUACGAUGUUGGCGCCGACGGUGAUGACGAUGGCAUCGUUAUAAAUGGCAGUGGUGAUGACCACAGCGAGGAGCUGGAAAACAUUAUUGUGGGCAUUUGGAAUUCAUUUGACAGCUCUAACUCAACCGGCAGCGAAGCGACGAAUGUGACCUCAAUGAACUCGCCUACGAUGACCCACCACAACAUCACAUUUACCGAUGAUGCCAACAAUACGUUCUAUACAUGGACAUCUGCAACGAUUGAAUCGUACACCGACUUGGAUUUCCACUCAUCUUCUGUAUUUGUUGCUUCUAAUUCAACGCCGCCUACAGUUGGAAAAGCAGCGAACGGAAAUGGAAUUGAAAAUGAAGGUGGGUGGUCGGUGGAUGGCUGUCAUGAUACCGCUGAGGGCGCGCUUGAUAACUGCACUACACCAACAAAUGGUUUGUUAGACAUUGCCCUUAGAACAACGGGACGGAGUCGAAUGGCUGUUGGUGAGGGAGAGGACGAUAUCAACUUUGCUUUGAUCGAUAGUGCGGAAACGGCUUUGGGCGGUGACAGUGAUUACGAAACAGUAGAGGGCUUUAAUGGUGGCGGCAACGCCGAGGAAGUCGGGCGCCUGGCGGUCGAAGGUACCGAUUUUAUACGACAUUCGGCCGCAUUAGACAGUUUCGGUUCGAAGAGAAACGAAACUUAUUACCCGAGUUUCGACGGUGGCGGGACGAGUGUGUCGACGGCGGGUAAGGGAGUAGCUGGUGGGGCGGGCGAUAAGAGCGGUAGCUCAUUUAUGCUGCUGCUUGAAGACUUUGGCGAUUAUUUUUUUAAUUUUAACGGUACCGGCAGCGGGGUCGGUGACGGCGUCGCGUUUUCGGAUACACAAACUACAAUAAGCUCUUUAAAUGCAACCGAUGUAAUUAUUCGAACUAAUUGCUCAAACAUAACGGACCUGUGUGUCGUGCCAAAUGAUGAAGUUCCUCCGAAUUAUUGGGCGCUUACGUUGAUGGUGUUUCCUUUGCUGACAUUGUUCGGCAAUAUUUUAGUGAUCCUUUCAGUGUGCCGCGAACGAUCCUUACAAACGGUUACGAAUUAUUUUAUCGUGUCAUUGGCAAUAGCCGAUCUACUAGUUGCUGUCGUGGUGAUGCCGUUUGCGGUUUAUGUUCUGGUGAAUAGAGGACACUGGAACCUACCGGCGUUCAUAUGUGAUUUUUAUAUAGCUAUGGAUGUGAUAUGUUCAACUUCAUCGAUCUUCAAUCUAGUGGCGAUAUCGAUAGAUCGAUAUAUAGCUGUGACGCGUCCCAUAGAAUAUGCGAAACACAGAAACAGUCCACGUGUCUGCCUCACCAUCCUACUCGCCUGGGCAAUAUCAGCGGCUAUCGGUCUACCCAUAGUUAUGGGCCUCAACAAUACGCCUAAUCGAGACCCGGGGCUUUGUGUAUUCUAUAACAACUUGUUCAUACUAUGCUCUUCAUUAAGCAGUUUCUACAUUCCCUGCAUAAUUAUGGUUUUUCUAUACUGGAAUAUCUUCAGGGCACUGAGUAUGCGAGCUAAAAAGCAACGCGCCGCACGGCGGCCGCACCUAUCGGAGCUGACGGGUGGCAGCGUCAUUGAGAAUGUGGCACAAACGCGCAGGCUGGCUGAAACGGCGCUGGGCAGCGACAGGCAUGCGGUCCGCAUAAUUCCUGACGAGCCGGCGACAAACACAGCGUCGGGCUCGAACGAGGAGGAGGAGGAUCCCGGCGGUGGUGCCAUAUCACCGGACAUCGACGAUUGCCAUGUCAUCGUCAAUGACAAAUCCACAGAAUUUAUGCUUGCCACCGUGGUGGAGGAGACUGGCAUUGUUGUAGCCCAGAUCAGCAGUCCGCCACAACUUGUGGUGGCCGAUCCAAAUGGUAAUCAUGAUUCUGGUUAUGCACCCUCAAACGUUGACGAUGUCCUUGCAGGCGCAGCCGCCGAUUCGUCGCCGCCGGAUAGCCCGGAGCCCAGUGGGACGUACAAACGAUCCAGUGUGAGUAGCAGUAGACGCAACACCGCCACCGGUGAUUCACCCGUCAAACGGGAGCCCUCGCUCAGUGUUGCAAUGAAGCCGCUGUCUUUUGUCCGCUGCGGGGUGCAAGAAGCAAUGACACUGGCUCGCAACGACUCCACACUCUCGGCAGCGUCGAAAAGCUCAUCGCGUAAGGACAAGAAAAAUUCACAAGCCUCGAGGUUCACGAUAUACAAAGUUCACAAAGCUUCGAAGAAAAAGCGCGAAAAGUCGUCGGCGAAGAAGGAACAAAAAGCCACCAAAACCCUAGCCAUCGUUCUGGGUGUUUUCUUGGUUUGCUGGGUGCCAUUCUUCACGUGCAAUGUCGCGGAUGCCAUCUGUGCCAUGCUCGACAUUGACUGGCGACCAGGCGUCACCGCCUUCAUACUCACCACCUGGUUGGGCUACAUCAACAGUUUCGUUAAUCCCAUCAUCUAUACGAUCUUCAAUCCCGAGUUCCGCAAAGCAUUCAAGAAAAUCAUGCACAUGGGGUGAUUAACAUCAUCGCUGAUCGGAACAGUAAACGCGAGGGUAAGAUGUAACGAGCACAAAUACUUUUUGAUAAUAGCAAUGGCACAAGCGUGCAACAUGUAUCUUCGUAAUAAUAGCAAUAACAACAAAUAUAAUAACAUUCGCAUUGCUCGUAGCUACUUCGCGAUUUUAUAGACGACAACAAGCCACGCAUGUAACAAAAAUAACAACAAAAACUUUUAAAUAUAGACACAUGUAAUAAUUAUAAUAACCUUAGAGUAACGGUAGUAAAAAGUUAAGAGCGCCAAAUGAAAUUGCAAACUUUUGCGCCAUCUUAAUUGCUGCCUACAUUUACUAAAUCGAUAAGAAUAUAAAUAUGAAACUGAAAAUAUUUAUAUGUACAGCUGAGAACUUAGUAAGUGUAGUGCCUCUAGCUGUAAAGAGAAAUAUCAUUGAGUAAUUGUGGACCAUUGUGCAUAAUUGUAUGUAUGUACAUAUAUAAAAGUCUCUUCCGCUUAACUUUAACGUAAUUAGUUUGUAAAUAUAUCUAAAUGAUAAUAAAUUUCACAAUAUGGCAUAUAUAGAGCGAAAGAGUGAGAGAAUAAAGCAAUCGCAAACAAAUCAGUUCUAGAGUUUAUCCUGAAUGUGUAUAAAAAAUUGUUAAUUUUUUAAAUUUUUUGAAAAAAGAAUAUUCCCUCUUCAAUUACGUUAUGAAAAAAAUUAUUUGUGGUAAGAUACAAAUUAAAACAUCGCAUACAAUUUCAAACAUAAGUAGAUUUAAUUGGUUCAGUCAGGUUUUGGCUUUCAAAUGGCGCUUAGAUAAUUUGCUAAUUGACUCAAUUAAGGCGCAGUAUAAAACGCUUUGACACCAAUUACUAUUCUUAUGCAUAUAUUAUUCUUGAACAAUAAAUUAUAAUGUAGCAGAAAAUAAUAACUCUUCAUAUCAAGCGUGGGUAUUCAAAUUACAAAGUAUAUAGAUAUAUAUAUUAUUUGUACUUCUUUUUGAGAGCUUUAGCAAUCAUUUUGCUUAGUAUAUUCUGCCAUAUUGUAUAUAGUACUCAUAUAUGCAUUAACAUACAUAUAACCGACAUGAAAUUGCUUUCCCUACUUAGCGCUAUAGUAUUAAGAAGAAACGUUAUUUUCCAAAAGAGUAAUACACCAAGAGGGCAUAAGCACAUAAGUAAGUACUUAAGAGUUAGGUAAUCAAAUUUCACAAGCUAGUAAACACUAUAAAUAUCGAGCCAGAUUUCUAGUCUCAUUUAAAUUUCUCAUUCAAGUCGAACAUAUCACCAGACCAACUAACAAUGAAUUUCGUAUAAACUCGAAUACAAACCAACGAUUGUUUCACAUAUCUAGAAAACGGGCGAUGCUUUGAACAAUAAAAAACAAUUAUCGAAAUGAAAUUUUGUAAAAUCGGUUUUCUAAAUGGCUUGUAAAUUUUUAAUAUAGCACUAAAUAGGCUUUAAUUCUUAACUGCAGCAGGAAAGCGCUGGUUUUCAAAACAGCACUAGUUAAGUGUAAUAAAUGAAAAUUAUGAAAACAUAGAAAAUGCGAAACCACAAAAAGAAGUCCCUUCAAAGCGUUUCGUAUCUCUAGUUAGAGAAAAACUCGCUUUAUAUCUCCGAAAGACAUUGCCAGAUUUUCAAAAACCAUGAAAAAUCUGCCACUCUUUCGGAGCAUUAAAAUGACAAAGCAAAAAUGAGCCCCACUACGAGACAUUUGCGGCCAUUUCUUUGCGCGGUUUCAUAAUUGAGUAUUGAAUUAUGAAUAAUUGAAAAACUCGUAAUGAAAGCAAUUAGCAGAACUUAGCUACUUAAUAAGGCCGACUAAGUGCAAAAUCUAUAUAUCAUAACAGAUGGAAUUAAAUUAGUUGAGUUAACAAUGAAUGAAGCAACAAUUAAUCUAAAUGAAUAAUCAAAACUCAUAAAAUUAUCAGGGUACUCAACUAAAUCAAAUCAAAUAAACGUAAUUAACAAAUUAACCGUUAAACUAAGUGUAAAUAUAGUUAAGUUGAAAUUAACAAAGAGUUAGAAAGAGUUAGAGUAUCGAAUAAAAGAUGUACAGUUAAUUGGUAAGUGUGUAUGUAGCUAAUUCCAAUGCCGCUACAAAAGGCAAACAUAGAAUUUGUUCAGUUUUAAUGACCGUCCUCUUAAUUGUUUCUAUGCGACAAAUAAUUAAUUAUACACAAACAACAAAUACAUAUAUAGUAUAUAGUAUAUACUCAAUGCAACUAAAUACUAAAUGAAGUUGUCUAACUAUAAGAAAGCCAGAAAUCUCGUUUGAGAAAAUGUAAUAAAAAAACAAUAACUGCAAUGAAAGUGUAGAGGCGAGAGAGUAGCGUGUAAAAUGCUCAACACUUUUGUACUUUCCUAUAAUUUUGUUACGCGAUUGCAUAAAUCAAUUUACGGUAUUUGUGUUUAGACUUACAACUACUUAGACAUACAGAGUUAUUAGCGUAUUUUGCAUAUGCAAAUGUAAGCACUAAAGUGACAAAAUAGUUAAUCGAUUAACUCUAAAUAGACUUAAGGCCCACACCCAGUUACGUACCUUGCAAACACACACACACACAAACACUGUGUGCGUGUAUGUAAAUACAACUGCAUUUGAGCUCAUUACAAGUACAUAUAUGUAUAUAGAGACCUACAUACAUUCUUAUCUAUAUAUAUAUAUAUAUAUGCAUACAUAUAAGAAAUGUGCAUUGCGGUGAGUAGCAUAAAUUCUUCCAAAAGAGACGCUUAUUAAAUUUAAAUAUGUUAAUUGAUUGUAAUUAAUUAUUAAAUUAUGUAUAUUUAACACAAAUAUAAACUCAUUUAACAUAUGUAUGUGUGUGUAGUUGAGUUGUGUUUGUGCGCAACUUUUUCCAAUGAUUAAGUGCUGUUUUACUCGAAUUACACAAACAAUUACAGAAAAACAUGAAAAAAAUGAAAUGAAAAAUUAUUUCGCUUCACACACACACAUAAAACACAACAAAGAAGGCUUUAUAACACACAUACAGGCAGACAUAUACACAGCCAGGCGCGUUUUUCCUUACUCGCUUAAUAUAUAUGAUGGUAUGGCACGCGAUUUUGACUGUCUCAUACACACCUAAAACACAAACACAACAUACAUAUGUACAAUGUAUAUUCAUAAUAGUAGAAUCGUUGAAACAAAAACUACAAAGUAUGUUUUAAGCAAAAUGAGCGCAGGGUAUUAGAAAUAUUAUUGUUUAUAAAUAAGUUUGAAUUUGUUAAAAAAAAUACAAAAACAAAAUACAACAUGUUGCAAUGCUAUGUUAAGGAUUCUGAAAUAUUUAUUAAGUAACAAUGGUAUGGAAUAUUGUAAUCCCAUUAAUAAAUUUAAAUUCAUUAUCAAAA